UGUUGGCGUCAGCAUCAACAUUAGCGUGCUGCUCAAGUUUACUUUCGGCGUACACUGCUAAGAAUUUUGUCUAAGAAAGAAUGGGAUCUGAACUGUUGCCUGAUUUCCUGCCCAGCCCUCUUGACAAAUAUCGUAGAAAAGCUUCUUUUGACUGGAAAUCUCUGAAGCUACUCUUAGAAGAUCCUGAAAUGUUGAAAUACAAGAUGAAAAUAUGGAAAUUGUUUGAAGAGGAUCCAGUGUUCCAACAUCCAAGUAAGAAACUAAGUUUAGAUGAGGAACGACACUUGGCUAUAAAGAGAAUGUAUCGUUUAAAAGAACUUCAGAACUUAACAAUGAAAGAGAUGACAGAAGAUCCUCGCAAGCGUUUUCUAAUUGUAACUGGCCAGCAACAGCUGUCAUAA
Schistocerca cancellata (South American locust) is the source of this 401-nucleotide messenger RNA. Its product is annotated as peroxisomal acyl-coenzyme A oxidase 3-like. NCBI's taxonomy places the organism in Eukaryota, Metazoa, Arthropoda, Insecta, Orthoptera, Acrididae. The record is from RefSeq and is a predicted model, not a curated record. Bases 81 to 401 code for a protein of 106 amino acids. The transcript is spliced from 4 exons.